GCGUAGUACGAGAUAUACACCUUUUGAAAUUUUGGUCGGUACCAAAAUGAAAAAUAAAGAAGACCUGAGAAUAAAAGAGAUUUUGGAAGAAGAAUUUUUAAAUUGUACGAUGCAAGAUAGAGACAAGAUUCGAGAAGAUGCCAAACAAAACAUCUUGAAACUACAGGAGGAAAAUCGUAAAUCCUACAAUAAGAAAAGAAAACCAGCUCCCAAAUAUCAGGUCAACGACCUUGUUGCCAUUCAGAGAACUCAGUAUGGGACAGGACUCAAAUUAAGACCUAAGUUUUUUGGACCUUACAAGGUUACCUCCACGAUGCCUAGAGACAGAUAUGCGGUUGAGAAAAUUGGUCAUCACGAAGGGCCCAAUGUGACUGUUACUGCAGCCGACCAUAUGAAGCCAUGGCCCAUUGAUCUUGACUGAUAUCAAGAACUUUUCUAAAACAUUUCUAACCAUAUUUUUUCUUGUGUUGUGUUUUAUGUUUGUUUUGUACAGGUGUUUUUAGUCUUUCGGUAAUCUCUCCGAGGACGGAGUGAUCUACAGGAUGGCCGAGCUGUGGAAUGUGAAACGCGAUCUGCUGACGAGAGACGAAGGGGCUGGGAGAGGGAGUCGAGGAGAGGGAGGACGACGAGAGGAGAGAGGGGACGCGACUU
This is a messenger RNA of Centruroides sculpturatus (bark scorpion), 651 nucleotides long. RefSeq lists its product as uncharacterized. The record is from RefSeq and is a predicted model, not a curated record. Bases 47 to 421 code for a protein of 124 amino acids. NCBI's taxonomy places the organism in Eukaryota, Metazoa, Arthropoda, Arachnida, Scorpiones, Buthidae. The transcript has a single exon.